UGCGUCUCCCCGGAUUUGAUGAGUCGUGUGUGUCUCCUUGGAACAGGGCACCCCUCUGGUGUCUCGUGGGAAGUCGAUUUUGAAGAGAUUAAAAAUAUUUCUGGAGCGAUUGAUGCACGUCGGAUGAAUCGUGUGGCGAAUGUUGAAAAAGUGAAAAGUCUCCUGAGGUGGUGAAUUGAAGCCAUAGGAUAACCGACACGAUGGGGGCCGAGCAAAGUGGUGAUUCUGAGCACAAACACUCUGACUACAGCACCUCGGUGGUGCCCUCACCAGCAAAGCAGAAGGCUAAAAUGGAUGACAUUGUGGUGGUGGCCCAGGGGACACAGUCAUUGCGCAACAUCCACAAUGACCCUGAUGUCAUCAAGCUUCAGGAAAUCCCAACUUUUCAGCCAUUGUUGAAAGGUGUGCUGAGUGGCCAGACAUCCCCCAGCAGUGUGUGUCUGGAGCGGCUGGACUAUGCCCAGGUGCUGCAGCUCUGCAUCCGCUAUCAGGACCACCUACGCCAGUGUUCUGAGGCCGUGGCCUUCGACCAGAACGCCCUGGUCAAGAGGAUCAAAGAGAUGGACCUAUCGGUGGAGACUUUGUUCAGCAUCAUGCAGGACCGUCAGAAGCGCUACGCCAAGUACGCUGAGCAGAUCCAGAAGGUGAACGAGAUGUCCAUGAUCUUGCGGCGUAUCCAGAUGGGCAUCGACCAGACCAUCCCUCUGAUGGAGAGGCUCAACAACCUGCUGCCGGAGAGCGAACGCCUGGAGCCCUUCGGCAUGAGGCCGGAGGGGGACGCUGCAGCCAAGUAAUAGUAGUAGCAGCAUUGCCUGAGUACGCUGAUACACUCACUGUCAUGGACCUCUAGUCUUACCUCCCAUGCCCCUGCCAACCACCACUCCAGAGAGACUUCUGAAAGCACUUUAUUGAAUCAUUUAGAGAAAGAGAGAGGGAGGGAGCGAGCAAAAGAAAGAGAACGCUGCCCCACCAGCUCCCCAAGCCAUCUUGAACCCUUCACGUCCACAAUUCACCAUCCCACCAGGCCUGGACAUUUAGCUCAGCCCCUCACCAUAAGCCAUACACACGUCCCACCAAAUCCAGCAGAAGCAGUGGGGUACAGGGACAGCUGCACCCCACACUGGGGUUUACAUGUCAGUGAGUGUUAACCACCUUCAGUCAAGGAAUUGGAAGACUGCAAAACAGAAGUUGACUUGAUGAUGCACUGAAGGGAAACUUCUUGGAUUACUGGUACUUUGAGGACACCACACGAAGUGUGGCGACAAAAUGACUUCCAAAAAUGACUUCAUCUCUAGAAGUAAUAUUGGUCAAAGAUGAGCUCAGAAGACUCCCAUAAAAGAAGCUAACUUAUUAGCUUAUUAGCCAAUAAGCUUUAGCUUAUUAUUCAGCUCUGGCAACUGACCUAUAGAUUCUGUGUUGCACUGUGCAGCAUGUGAGAAACCUAGUAGUCUCAAAUGUGGCAUAUUGUGCAAAUUAGGCCUACACAUAGCUACAGCUUUGUGGAAGAUCAUUUAUGGAUAUCACUUCAAACCAUCGAUAGUAAUCUGUGUGAAUUUUGUGAAAGUUAUGUGUGUUAGAUGCUUGAAUAUUUUGGUUUCUCUGUGAGUUUCAAAUGAUUUACCUAACAACGGCGUUUUAUUUGGGAAAGAAAAAAAAAAUGGAAUUUGAAUAAUUUGAAUUUCUUUCCAAAUGUAUAAAGGUGCUUAUACUGUUCUGUUUACUAAAGAAUCAGAUACUUAUCCUCUCAAUUGGAUGUGAUGUUUGGUUAUAGGAUAUUGACAUUUGGUGUUAUCACAUAGUCAGGUCCAAAUUUAUUGGCACCCUUGAUAAAGAUGAGCAAAAAAGACUAAAAUAUAUAAUACAAAUACUGUGCUAUAUUGUAUGCAAAAAAAAGGGUGGGGGGGCAAUCAUUUUAUACUUUACAAUUGCUCAGAGAAAGAGAUUUUGUCAGUACUCACCUUGCCAGGAUAACGGCACUGAGCCUUUUCCUCAAAUGUUUUAUGAGAUCGGAGAACACAUUGGGAGGGAUCUUAAACCUUUCCUCCAUAAAGAAUCGUUCCAGAGCCUUGUUAUGCUUCAUCUGCGCUUAUGGACUGCUCUCUUCAAUUCAACGACAGAUUUUCAAUAGGGUUAAAGUCCGGAGACUCAGAGUUUUGUUUUCAAUUAACUUUUUUUUUGGUGUGGAUUUUCUUGUGUGCUUGAGGUUAUUGUCUUGCUGGAAGAUCCAUUUGCGGUCAAGUUUCAGCCUCCUGGCAGAGGCAUCUAGGUUUUUGACAAAAACGUCCUGGUACUUGGUAAAGUUCAUGAUGCUGUUGACCUUAACAAAGGCCAUAGGACCAGUGGAAGCAAAAUAGCCCCAUAACAUCAAAGAUCCACCACCAUAUUCUACAGUAGGUAUGGGAUACUUUCCAACGUCAAACGGUUGCAGACCCGGCACCAGGAUAAAGUGACUAAGGGGGAGGUUGAAAUCGGUGAGCCGGAUUGGAGUUAUAUUGUGUUCUCGCAUUGGAGUUGUAUUGAAUUCUGCUUAUUUCACGCUAUACCAUAAGUGCUUUUGAAGUGACAGGUUGGUGCGAAAUCAGUAGGCUAUCUGCGCUCAGCUGUAUCAGCACAAUGAACAACGCCCUACACAUUAAAGCAAGGCUGUGUUGGUAAUGAAUAUAGGCCACAAGAUAGGUUGUUUGUAAUCGGUGAAUAACACUAUGUGAAUACAGCUGUCUUACCAAAACAAUGCAAACUAAAUGCUGAAAGUAGUAGCCUAGUAAUUAAUGCAUGCAAACAAAAAUACUGAAUAGCGGUUUGGUUUAGAAUACUGACACAACUGUGAAUAAGAAACGAAUGAAUGUGAACAGAACAAAGCAGCCAGCGGCAUGAUACAAUCUGUAUUUAAGCCCGUUACAAUAACAGUAAACAAACGCAGUAAAAAUAUAAAAAUAACCAAAACAGGCUUCUAUAGUGCACAGCUGUCUUGUCAAACAAAUAGGCCUAUAGGCCUGCUUCAAACAUGAAAAACCAUGCGUACCAUGAGUACAGCAACACGGAUCAAAUUCGGACCCACGUAAUCAAUUAAGCAAUGCCAGCCUACCAUAAACAUGUUUCCAAUAAGUACAGUUUCAUUUACAACCACGAAAACCAUAAUAGAACGUAUCUAUACUGAACAAAAAUAUAAACGCAAAAUGUAAAGUGUUCGUCCCAUGUUUCAUGAGUUGAAAUAAAAGAUCCCAGAAUUUUUCCAAAUGCACAAAAA
Salvelinus namaycush (lake trout) is the source of this 3247-nucleotide messenger RNA. Its product is annotated as BLOC-1-related complex subunit 5-like. Gene Ontology annotation, biological process: lysosome localization; organelle transport along microtubule; positive regulation of anterograde synaptic vesicle transport. Gene Ontology annotation, cellular component: cytoplasmic side of lysosomal membrane; synaptic vesicle membrane; BORC complex. The record is from RefSeq and is a predicted model, not a curated record. NCBI's taxonomy places the organism in Eukaryota, Metazoa, Chordata, Actinopteri, Salmoniformes, Salmonidae. Bases 201 to 794 code for a protein of 197 amino acids. The transcript has 5 exons.